CGUUAAUUCUCUUGACGGAAUACUUAGCUAAUUUCUUGCGGAAGAGAUCACGCUGCAUGUACUUUUACAAGUAUCGUGGAUCGAUCUAAUGGUUGAUCCAAAUCUAAUCGCUAAACGUACGCUGACUGAACCGACAUCAGCUGGAGCCACACAGUAGUAGUACCUAUGGGUAAAGUGGAGAGAAUAUAAUAUGUGGAUUCAAACGAUUAAUGAUGACGUUCUGAAGAGGUCUUCCUUUCGGCCAUAUUCCACUUUCUAUAUAGAUGGGAGGAAAGGUCAAGUGUAUCCCUUCUUCUCUCUUCUAUUAUCUUCUCAAACCCUAAAAAAAUCCAUCUCUCCAAGGUAAAAUAAACCUAGCAAAAGGCAGAACAGAACUUCAUUUGAUCGUACUUCAGCCCUUAGAUCAUCACUUUGGUUAACUUUUCUUCGUCAAGUAGAUCGAAGCACGGAGGAGAGGAAGAGGAACACGGAGAUCUCUGAUCGUCGUUUAUGUGCCGGGCGGGCGAGAAUAAUUUUGUAACCCUACUAGCUAGCUAGCUAGCCAUGGAUUCCGUCAGCAGCAGCAGCGAUGAGGAGUGUGACUCUCGUGUCGGUCCCGUCUCCGAAACUGAAGCGCCGCAGCUGCCUCCGUACUGCUUCCUGCAGCCAAACUCAUCCCAGCCCUUGUUCGAUGACCCCAUCUCCAAGUUUCUGCUCCAACCGAAUCCCAUACUGCAAUCUCACCUACCGAUCCUUUCGGAAUCUAACGCACUUUUUACUGCCAACUCGGUUUCCUUGUCAAACCAGAACCUGGCAUCUUCUGAUCCGGAUGGUUUGGAUGCACUGAUGAACUCACAGUCGGGCCGGCCUUUACUUUUCACCGAGCCAUCACUGAACAGGGGUGCCAGCCUUUACCGGCACCCAGCACCUUUAGGUAUGGAAAAUGCCAGUCUGCAAGGUUCGGUGGAUUCAAUUCCGGCCGUGCAACCCAUCAAGAGCAACAAAGCCGCUGGACGCAACCGGAAGAAGAGAACAAGAGCUUCCCGGCGGGCACCUACCACGGUCAUGACCACUGAUACAACCAAUUUCCGAGCCAUGGUUCAAGAGUUCACGGGGAUCCCAGCCACGUCCUUGGUUUCCUCACAUCUUCAUCGAGCCGGGAUCGGCUUACUUGGCCCCAGUAAACUGGGGUUUGGCAGUAAACUGGAGCCACAACAUCCUUAUAGUCGCCUAUUCAGACCAUUCUCCCCCAAGACAAAGUCAGCAGCAGCAUUUGGCGACCACCAUUCUCUUUGCCCGCCUUUCACGCUACCUUCUGAUUUAGGCCUCUUGAAUUUUCAAUCCUUUGCUCAAGUUCAAGCUCCAACUCAUCAUAAUGGGUCUGACAAGUACCCCAUCUUAGCAAGAGCAAGUGCGGGUGGUGAGGGUACUAAUGAGCCGGUGAACCACUCGUCUCAGACGGUGGAUUUUCCUAAAGAUCAAGUGGUACAGAACGAUGUUAACACGAGGACAUGAUGCCAGUAUAAAUAGGCUCAAACGACAGGUUUCCACAUCAUCAGAUUAGGAACUCAUAAACCAAAUAUAUGGCGGGAUUAACAGCAGUUGCUGAUCAGUUAUACUUGAUCUUAUGAUCGAGAACUUUGGAGGAUCUCAUAUCUUGUAACUUCUUAGGCUAAUUGACUAGCUAGUUUAUAUGAUUUUAGUAUGAAUAAUAACUCUCAUAUAUAUGUGUAAUUAAUCGAAACGCGUUUUGCUUUAGCUUCAUUAGACAUUUGACACACGCAUAUGUAUCGCAUAUUCAUGUAUCUCUGUUGUCAUCUCAAAUAUAGUUCCGCAUUAAACUUCUUUUAUAGCAGGCAUCGUGUUUGCUUGUAAUGCAGCUACAAAUAGUGUA
Molecule: messenger RNA, 1873 nt
Organism: Punica granatum (pomegranate)
Lineage: Eukaryota; Viridiplantae; Streptophyta; Magnoliopsida; Myrtales; Lythraceae
Source: RefSeq, a predicted model, not a curated record